AUGAAGGUGAAAUAUGCAACACAGGUGUUAAGCCAAAAAGUUGCAGUUACAAUGGGGUUUUUAGCAGAAAGAAACAUAUUGCCUGCUGAGUGUAUGCAAACUGCUGAUGUUAUCCUGUUCUUCGAUGAGUUAUUUGACUCUUUGAAUGGCAGCUUUGAAAAUUCAAAGAAGAGGCGUGGAAAAAAUUUACUAUUGGCAGUAACGCCCAAAUCCGAUCAUAGUAUUGUUUGGUCAAAAGCCAAAAAAGUAUUAAGCACAAUGAAAUUUACCAGUAAUGGAAAAUCAAAUGAUAAGCAUGUCAUAGUUCCCACCAUAAAUAAUUGGUUACAUACUAUAAAUAAUGUGGAAUACCUCAUACAAAAACUAUUCAAUGAGUACAAUAUAAAAUCUGUGUGGAUGAGGCAUUUCAACCAAGAUCCAUUAGAAAAUUUCUUUGGGAUGAUUCGAAGCCAUGGGUGUAGGAACACUAACCCAACUGUUGCUGGCUUUGAAUCAUCCUUUGCUGCAUUAUUAAUUAAUAAUUUAAGCGGUCAGCACUCACCUGGCUCCAACUGUGAGGAAGAUGGUUGUCAGACAUUUUUUAAAUCAAUGGAAGCCUUAUUCGAAAAUUCAGAAAGUGAGCCCAUCCACACAGAUAUGAUUGAUAUAGACGAUACAAUAUGUUGUUUACAAAGAAAAAAAUAUAACCCCAGAAUUUUGGCAAGUUUACAGUAUGUGUCUGGCUAUUUAUUAAAAAAAAAGCCAAAAUCAAAAUAUUUAAAAAUUGUAAAAAAUGUAAGCAAUGUUUAUAUAACAAAAAUUAUGUAA
Parnassius mnemosyne (clouded apollo) is the source of this 807-nucleotide messenger RNA. The record is from the annotation of a GenBank genome assembly. Lineage: Eukaryota; Metazoa; Arthropoda; Insecta; Lepidoptera; Papilionidae.